Naegleria lovaniensis is the source of this 708-nucleotide messenger RNA. RefSeq lists its product as uncharacterized. Bases 1 to 708 code for a protein of 235 amino acids. The record is from RefSeq and is a predicted model, not a curated record. The transcript is spliced from 3 exons. Lineage: Eukaryota; Heterolobosea; Eutetramitea; Acrasida; Naegleriidae. Gene Ontology annotation, molecular function: sulfur dioxygenase activity. Gene Ontology annotation, biological process: glutathione metabolic process; hydrogen sulfide metabolic process.
AUGAUUUUCAGACAACUCUUCUCGGCAGAGACUUCAACAUUUACAUACAUUCUCGGAUGUGAAGAAACUGGAAAUGGUGCAAUUAUUGAUCCAGUUUUGGAAGAAGUGGAACGAGAUGCUAAAUUAUUGAAGGAAUUGGGAUUGAAUGUGACUCAUAUUCUGGAUACUCAUGUUCAUGCUGAUCAUGUCACAGCUGGUGUUGAAUUGAGAAAGAAAUUUCCACAAGCAACUCAUUGUUACAGCAUUCAUUCAGGUGUCACUUUUACCGAUGGUUUAACACUUGUCAAAGAACAUGACGUCAUUUCCAUUGGUUCCACUAUUAAAAUUCAUGUUUUGGAAACUCCUGGACAUACGAGUGGCUGCUUGAGUUAUUACUUGGAAGACAAGUCAAAAGUGUUUACUGGGGAUGCUUUAUUUAUUAGAGGUUGUGGAAGAUGUGAUUUUCAACAAGGAUCUUCCUCGACACUCUAUGACAGUGUUAUGAAACUUUACAACACCCUUCCAGAUUCAUGUGAAGUAUAUCCAGGACAUGAUUAUAAAGGAAUGACCAAAAGUACCAUUGGAGAAGAAAAGAAAUUUAAUCCAAGAAUUUUCGCGGCACAAACACGAGAAGGUUUUUGUGAAAUUAUGGAUAAUUUAAAGUUGUCAAAGCCAAGAUUUUUGGAUGUGGCAUUACCAGCUAAUUUACUUGGUGGAGUCAAACAAUAA